AGGUGGGCGGUGGAGCAGAACUGCUGUGCUGGGGUGGUGGGCACCGAGGUGAGAGUCCCGGGCCCAGGAGGCGUCGCCGUGGCUCCGAAAAGGACAUGGAGUGAAACUAUGUAGCCUUUUAAGAGACUCUCUUUGCCCCAUCUGAAGUCCAUAUGGCUCUGUAUGAUGAAGAUCUCCUGAAAAAUCCUUUCUAUUUGGCUCUUCAAAAGUGGCGUCCUGACUUAUGCAACAAGGUGGCCCAAACCCAUGGCAUUGUCCUGGUGCCCUGCAAAGGAAGCUUGCCGAGCAGCGUUCAGUCCACUUGUCAGUUUGAGUCCUACAUUUUGAUACCCGUGGAAGAACACUUUCAGACCUUAAAUGGAAAGGAUGUCUUUAUACAAGGAAACAGGAUUAAAUUAGGAGCUGGUUUCGCCUGUCUUCUCUCAGUGCCCAUUCUCUUUGAAGAAACUUUCUACAAUGAGAAAGAAGAAAGUUUCAGCAUACUUUGUAUAGCCCAUCCUUUGGAAAAGAGAGAGAGUUCAGAAGAGCCUUCAACAUCUUCAGAUCCCUUUACCCUGAAAACCAUCGAAGAUGUGAGGGAGUUUUUGGGACGACACACGGAGAGAUUUGACAGGAGCAUUGCUUCUUUCCAGCGAACGUUCAAGGAAUGUGAAAGAAAGAGCCUCCGUCAACACAUAGACUCGGUGAAUGCUCUCUACACCAAAUGCCUCCAGCAGCUUCUGAGGGACUCUCACCUGAAAAUGCUUGCCAAGCAGGAGGCCCAGAUGAAUCUGCUGAAGCAGGCAGUGGAGAUGUACGUCCAGCAUGAUAUUUAUGAUCUGAUCUUUAAAUAUGUGGGGACCAUGGAGGCAAGCGAGGAUGCUGCCUUCAACAAAAUCACGAGAAGCCUUCAAGAUCUUCAGCAGAAGGACAUUGGCGUGAAACCUGAGUGCAGCUUCAACAUACCUCGUGCAAAGAGAGAGCUGGCUCAGCUGAACAAGUGCACCUCCCCACAGCAGAAGUUGAUUUGUUUGCGAAAGGUGGUGCAGCUAAUAACCCAGUCUCCCAGCCAGAGAGGUUUGUGCUCAGGGGAGGGGCCUGGCGGUGGAGUAGACACUGUGCGUUACCUUCUGGAGUGGACGGAGGAGGACCUGGAUGAAUUGGAGGAUGCUGUCAGCAUAGGCGAUGUUGAAUUUUGUCACCCCUUGUGCCAGUGCCCGAAAUGUGCUCCAGCUCAAAAGGCUGAUGGGUCUACAUGGACAUCUUGUGACAAGUUGACAAAACAGAUUGUUGGGUUUCUCCUGCAGGAGUCGGAGGGAUUUGGUGACCGACUAUUCCUGAAGCAGAGAAUGAGCCUGCUGUCUCAGAUGACUUCAACUCCCAUUGAUUGUCUGUUUAAGCACAUUGCGUCCGGGAACCAGAAAGAAGUGGAGAGACUUCUGAGCCAAGAUGACCAAGAUAAAGAUGCCAUCCAAAGGAUGUGUCACCCUCUGUGUUUCUGUGAGAACUGUGAGAAACUUGUCUCUGGGAGGCUGAACGAUCCCUCCAUUGUCACUCCAUUUUCCAGAGAUGACAGGGGUCACACACCGCUCCAUGUGGCCGCCCUCUGUGGGCAGGCAUCCCUCAUCGACUUCCUGGUUUCCAGGGGCGCGGUGGUAAAUGCCACGGACUAUCACGGGUCGGCCCCGCUGCAUCUCGCCUGCCAGAAGGGCUAUCAGAGCGUCACGUUGCUGUUACUGCACUACAGAGCCAGCCCCGAGGUGCGGGACAGCCACGGCAGCACGCCUCUCCACCUGGCCUGCACCUACGGCCACGAAGACUGUGUGAAGGCUCUGGUCUACUAUGACGUGCAGUCGUGCAGACUGGAUAUUUGUAACGAGAAGGGAGACACCCCACUACACAUAGCCGCACGUUGGGGCUACCAAGGCAUCAUAGAGACGUUGCUACAAAACGGGGCCUCCACGGAGAUCCAGAACAGACUGAAAGAAACACCCCUCAAGUGUGCACUAAACUCAAAGAUUCUGUCGAUAAUGGAAGCUUAUCAUCUGCCCUUGGAAAGGAGGAGGAAGUCUUCAGAGGUCCCGGUGCAGCCCCCUCAGCGCCCCGUGGACUCCAUGAGCCAGGCCUCCUCCACCCCCAGCUUCUCCUCUGUGUUGGCGCGCUCCAGACGGCAGGAGCCCAAGAAGGACUACAGAGAGGUAGAAAAACUUUUAAGAGCGGUUGCCGAUGGAGAUCUAGAAAUGAAGCUGGCAAAGAUUCCUGCCAGUGGACUUGGUGUGAAUGUGACCAACCAGGACGGCUCCUCCCCAUUGCAUGUUGCUGCUCUGCAUGGGCGGGUGGACCUCGUCCCCCUGCUGUUGAAACAUGGUGCCAGUGUGGGUGCCAGAAACGUAAACCAAGCUGUCCCGCUCCACCUGGCCUGCCAGAAGGGCCACUUCCAGGUGGUGAGGUGUCUAUUGGAUUCUAAUGCAAAACCCAAUAAAAAGGAUAUAAGUGGAAACACACCCCUCAUUUACGCCUGUUCCAAUGGCCACCAUGAAGUCGCGGCACUGCUGUUACAGCACGGGGCCUCCAUUAACCUCUCUAACAAUAAGGGUAACACAGCACUGCAUGAGGCGGUGAUAGAAAAGCAUGUCUUCGUGGUGGAGCUGCUUCUGCUUCAUGGGGCAUCAGUUCAGGUCUUGAACAAGAGACAGUGCACCGCGGUAGACUGUGCUGAACAGAAUUCAAAAAUAAUGGAAUUACUUCAGGUAGUACCGAGCUGUGUGGCCUCAGUAGACGAUGUUGGCGAAACAGACCACAAGGAGUACGUUACUGUUAAGAUCAGGAAAAAAUGGAACUCAAAAAUGUACAAUCUACCAGAUGAACCUUUUACCAGACAGUUUUACUUUGUCCGCUCAGGUGGUCAGUUUAAAGGAAGGACUUCAAGGGAGAUUGUGGCAAGAGAUAGGAGUGUCCCUAAUUUUACUGAAGACUCUUUAUAUGAGCCAGGGAGGCAAAGAGUCACAGGGAAACAGAACCACCUGCCAGACCAGAGCAGAUCUGAGAGUGCUGACAGAGGGCACGGCAAUCAGCCCGAGGGGCCUGGACCGAAACGAAGUGUUCCUGCAAACAGGCGGAUGCUACGUAGACACACAGUCGAGGACACAGUCGUAUCCCAGAACCCAGGGACUGCCGACCACCUAGCCACUUCCAGAGAGGCUGAUGUCACGUCCCAGUCUUAGUGGUGAUAAGCAGUUGUUACAUUGGCUGCCAAGAAGUGAGUCCUCGGCAGGGAGGUGCCAAGCAGGAACACAGCUGGGAACUGAAAUGUACUUUGUUGGAUUUGCGAGAAAAGCAGAAAGUUCCUGAAAGCUGUUCUGUGGCUGAGGGAAGUAAUGCGACCAAGAAAACGAUCACUGUCUCUUUUCUCUCCAAAGCUGGUGCGUGCGCUGGAAAAGGAGUGCACACCGACUUCAGCAGUGUCCAGAUCCUUAAGAGCAGGCGUAGGUUUCUUCUGAAGUGGCAGGAGCUCCCUGGCUCCCGUGCGAGGUUUCACGACCAGAUUCUGACCUCCUCCUAACGAAAGGUGCUAACCUCCGUGAUGUGGACAAACGAGCAAACCAUAGGCCGAAAGAAUUCCUCCAUCUGGGAUCAGCUGAAGAGAAGCAAUUUAGGUUUCAUGGUACCAUGGAGGCCAGGCAGAAGCGACACGUGGGAAUGAGGAAAAGAGGACUGGAAAAUAUUCCUUUGCAAAGCAACACUUGAACCCAAAGAUGCCUACAUGCCGUUGUGAUGUUCAUUUUAAUGAAAAGGACAUUUAGGACCUAUUCUACACUAUGUAUGUGGGAAAAGUUGUGUAUAAUUUUUCUUCCAACAAAGUAAGUACAGAUAUUUGAUCACUGCACCUGUAUCAAUCUCUCGAGACACAUGCCCUUCCGUUAAAACCCUCCCUUAGAUGUCACACCUGACUGAUGGUUACCGAACAAGAGAGAUUUGGCACAUCUUUUCUUAGUCUUUUGAUUCAGAUUCAAAACUUACAGCACAAACCAGGUGAGAGUUACUUUCAGUUAGAAUUUAUUGCCAUUUAUUCCUUUUUAUAAAUUUCUAUAGAUUAUACUCUUAUUUUUUUAUGUUACUAAUUGGCCUACAGCCGCAAACAUGGGUUUGUCCUGAGUACAUUUUCAAGUAACUUUGUAAUACAGAAAUGGUUUUGUGCAUGUUCUUGGAAAUACUUGUGUAUGUAUAGAAGGGAGGGGCUGAUUAUUUUUCUACAAAGUAAUUUAUGAUUUCUAAUUUUCUAACGUGCCUUGGAUAUGUGUCAAAUGAUGGGAAAGAAACAGUAAACUUUAUGAUUCUUGAACGUGUCAUGGUACACUUUUUUAGUUAAUGUCUUGUUCUGUAGAGAGAGGUAUUUUGCAGCCUGUCUGCUAUAAACAUGUGCUCUGUGUAUGGAAAGAUCUUCUCCCAUUGGAUGGAUAUACGUUUUUCAGUUCCUGAUGUCACUGAAAUAUGUAAACUGGAUCAUUCAGAGCAGACCAUUAUCCAUUCACCUGCUUAGGCCUGACUUAAUCUAGUAGGUGCAAUAACUAGGGCCCACAAAAAUGUUUUUUAAAAAAAUCAGAUAAAAAAUGUAAUACAGCUUCUUAGCCCAAAAAGAAAAUUAGCACUGUUGCUCUGCAAAUUUCUUUGUUCUAUUUUUCCUUUUUCUCCCAGUUUUAAAACAAAGCCACCUUAUUGGCAAGUUGUUGUGGUUUGCUCCCACCCUAAUUAAGAAACUUAUCAGCACAGCCAAGUUGCAAAUACACACAUUUAGUAUCACCUAUUUUUUGGGGUAGUGCAAUAUAAUUUUGAAAACUUUCGUGUAUACCCACGUAUUUAUUUCUAACAAUCCCCCUGAUUGGUAAAAUUGUCAAAUGAAGAAACAGGUUCAGAGAAAGAAGGGGGCUGAUUUGCUUGCACUAUCAGAGCUGCAGUCAAGGCCUACUUGGUGGAGUCAUGUGAACUGGCAGUUUCCAAUGUGGUGUGUUCUUCUGGAGAUAUAAAUACCUUGAAUGAGACUGUUUUAGGGGAGAAGCUGCUUCUUGAGCUACUCAGCAGGGUGAGCUACCCAAAGUGACCAGCUCAAUUAUUUUUAAAAACACUUGUUUUUCUACAACUUGCUUUCCCACUUAAAACUAAACUUGAUUUGACAACUCAGAAAUUGGUAAUGCCCAAAUUUCUAUUCUGUUUAAGAAUGGUUUGAAUUCAAAGUAUUGUCAAUUAAAUUAGAAUAACCACUCCCCAUUUCCUAGACCAAAAUAUACUCCACCCCCUUUCUGCCUUCCAGAACUUUUAUCCGUGUGUACAGAACCACUUUCCAUCCUCAACGGUCUCUGGAGGACAGGACAGGGGGUUGACAGUUUAAACACAUUCACAUAGGUAUUUGCCAUCGGGACAGUGGUUAUUCUGUAGGAAGAAGCAUGUGACAAAACUUGCUGGGAAUUCUCUAGUCUCCCUCUAGCGUUUUUAUGUAAAUGAGACCUGAAGCAAAGUUCACCUGUAAUAGGGAUGUUUUUUAAAAUCCCUGAGGGAAAUUUACGUGACUAUCUAAUUCUGUUCCUUAAAAAAAAAAAAAAAAAAAAAUUUGAUGGAACAGUUCUACUCAUUCGUUUAUUUGGGAAUGCUAGAUGCUUCAACACUGACUUUUUUCGUGGGCUGUAGUUCCAAAUUUCAAGCCUCAAAAACAGUAACCUCUCAAAUACACAAUUUAAACAUAGAUCAGCAGUAUGCUAGCUAGAGCAGAGACUGGGAUUGUAAACUACUUUUCCUGUUACUCUCCUGCUACUAAUUCUAGUCACCUCAUAAAAUGUUAUGGACGUCCUCCUGGGGCUGGAACCUCUUAAGUUUACACCAGACAACACACCGGACAGGUCAAUUUACUCAUACAAGUUUCAAAACCUAGUGGGAGGACAACGUAAGAGAUGCCAUUUAAGUUACCUGCCACUUUAUCAGUGAAGAACUCAGAAUAUUUCUACCAAAAUGUUUAACUGCUAAACUGUCUCAGCUGGAUUUUAAUCAUUAGAAGGCACUUCUCUUACCAACAUGUUUAUUACUGUUGAAGUAUUACUACCAGUAUCUCCAGUUACUGUGGUAAUUUUCUGCAAUUCAGGUAUCACUCUAGUUACAGACUGUCUUGGGUAGGGGGGAUAUUUGUCAGAUCAUUUGAUCUCAAUGCCUUUGAAAAGCAGAUUAUAAAUGAAACCAAAGCUAUGAAUUUUCUUAUAUUAAAUGUGAAUACUACCUUCAGGAAGAAUAGUUUUCAGAACCUAGGUCUAAGUAUUAAGAUAUUAAAGUUGAUUCCUCUUAAUCCGUGGGUUUUAACUACCAUGAUGUUACUGGAUGCUAUUUUCUUCUUACUGAAGAGUAAGCUGGCUUCUAUUUCUGCAAAGGCCAUUUUCCUACCUAACACUAACAUCACAUUUACAGAGGAUGUAUUCAUGCUGCUACACGUUUCAAAACUUUUGGUGGGAAAGAAAAAAUUCAAAAUGCAGAUCUGUUCCUUCAGCUAUGGUACAAAAACAACUCUGCCCAAAUUGUUUUAUUUUGCAUAACAAGUUUAUUUUUUUAAAAGGCAUAUAUAGACAAUAAACAAAGUAAACAAUCA
Molecule: messenger RNA, 6604 nt
Organism: Leptonychotes weddellii (Weddell seal)
Lineage: Eukaryota; Metazoa; Chordata; Mammalia; Carnivora; Phocidae
Source: RefSeq, a predicted model, not a curated record